Molecule: messenger RNA, 724 nt
Organism: Trichobilharzia regenti
Lineage: Eukaryota; Metazoa; Platyhelminthes; Trematoda; Strigeidida; Schistosomatidae
Source: the annotation of a GenBank genome assembly
GUAUAAAAUGGAGGCACGUUUGUAUUGAAGGACACACCCAAGGUUGCCCCAAUUUCUGCAAGCGUUUUCUACUAGCUUCUUUCACUUCCCUGUAGUCUCUAAAAUAGAGACUUGCCGUUCCAUUUUUAAGAGGUUGUGUUGAUGACUUGGGAGAACUAAGUGAAAACAAAUCUAAGUGAUAUCACACAUUUGCCAAAAUGAAGCUGACGGAUGUGCUUUACGUUAGGAAAGUUGUUCCAUUUAUGCCAUGCGACAGUUGGUUCCGCAGAAAUCAGCUAAUGAAGUUUGCAUUUUUAUUCAAAGGUAGAGCUGCUCGAUGUCCUAAAUUAGGCACUAAUCGUGUCAUAAAAGCCCUGCAAUACGUCAAGGAUCUAAGGCGUGUUCGAAGGGAAGAUAUGAAAUCUCUGUGGAUGGAACGGUUAGAGAUAGCAAGUGAACAGUGUGGUUUGCCGAGUGCUAAAGCGCUUUGUGAAGGCUUAGCUCAGUCAAAUGUUGCCCUGAAUAAGAACAUGCUUCAGAUCUUAUCUAUCUACGAACCACGAACAUUUUCAGCUUUGGUGGACUUGUCCAAGCAGUAUCAUAUGGAAAAGGGAGUGCCAGUACCUAACAUGUCACCACCUCAAAAAGUUGUUACUAGAGGUUUACUAACCUCUCCUAUUGUUCCUGGGAAUAGAAAUUUAUAUGAAUAAAGUUAACUGUAUUGCUCAAUAAAUUAAUAAACCGC